ACCUCCGCCUGUGCGCGCCGCCACCUCCCUGCCCCGCCCCCGGCUCCUCCUUGGCGGCGCGCGUUGCCUGCCCUCGGCACCAGUCGUUGACAGCCGCGGCGCUGCGAGCUGCUUCUCCUCUGCUCGCGACCGAGGCAGGUCAGUCACAAUGGCGAGACUUGGCUGCUGGAUGCUGGUUCUCUUUGUGGCCACAUGGAGUGACAUUGGCCUCUGUAAGAAGCGACCGAAGCCUGGAGGCUGGAACACUGGGGGGAGCCGAUACCCGGGGCAGGGCAGCCCUGGAGGCAACCGCUACCCACCCCAGGGUGGUGGUGGCUGGGGCCAGCCUCACGGUGGCAGCUGGGGGCAGCCCCACGGUGGCAGCUGGGGGCAGCCCCAUGGUGGCAGCUGGGGACAGCCCCACGGUGGUAGCUGGGGACAGCAGCCUCAUGGUGGUGGUAGCUGGGGUCAAGGAGGCCACUGGAACAAGCCCAGUAAGCCCAAGACCAACAUGAAGCACGUGGCAGGUGCGGCCGCAGCUGGGGCAGUGGUAGGUGGCCUUGGUGGCUACAUGCUGGGGAGCGCCAUGAGCAGGCCCCUCAUCCACUUUGGCAAUGACUAUGAGGACCGUUACUAUCGUGAAAACAUGAACCGUUACCCUAGCCAAGUGUACUACAGGCCGGUGGAUCAGUAUAGCAACCAGAACAACUUUGUGCACGACUGCGUCAACAUCACCAUCAAGCAGCACACAGUCACCACCACCACCAAAGGGGAGAACUUCACCGAGACGGACGUGAAGAUAAUGGAGCGCAUGGUCGAGCAGAUGUGCGUCACCCAGUACCAGAGGGAGUACCAGGCUGCGUACCAGAGAGGCUCCAGCGUGGUCCUCUUCUCAUCACCACCCGUGAUCCUCCUUAUCUCCUUCCUCAUCUUCCUGAUUGUGGGAUGAGAAAGGUCUUCCUGUCGUUACCAUCUUCAUCUUCUUUUCCAGGUUGAGGGAGGGGGUAUCCACCUGCAGCCUUUUUAGUGGUGGUGUCUCAUUCUUGCUUCUUUGUCCCCCUUAGGCUAAUAAAUCCCCUUGGCACUGAUGAGCACUGGAAAAUGUUGAGAGGACCCGGGACGCUCUUUAUUCCAGCCCCCUUUUGAUCGAAGUCCUUUGUGGGCCAUUGCUAAUGCUGGGCCGAUAAGAAAAUAACAGCAAAUAACCAUUGGUUAAUCUAGACUUAUUUUUGGUCUGGUGCACCAGGUUGGGAUAAAAUAAAUCUCAAAACACUCCUCAAAUACCUUUGCCUGAAUACCUCUGGCUCUUUCAGUGAUUAGAGCUCAGUACACUAAUGCCCCAUCUUAGCAGUGAUUUCAUAGCAGUUUAGAGAAAUUAUCUCAUCCAUUUUAAGAAAACUGGACAACAUUUCUGCCAAAUUUAGAAAGAGGUCACAUAAUACUCAUUUAAAAGAAACAGAACUAGAACAACUUAACUCACAGGCGCAGGCUUAGCCCUCUGGAGCACGUGCUCUGUGUCUGCAGAGAACUACAGCCAUGUUUUGACUUUUGUAGUACUUGGGAGUCGUUGCCUCAAGACCACAUAUACUGGUGCAGCUUUAGCCCUCUGGCCAGAGGACACAUUUGUAGGGAAUGAGUAACAUGACAUGUGAUAGCUAAAACAUACAUGACAGGCUUCUGGGACUGAAAAAUCCAACAUUUGGGAGUGGUGCCCUUGGAGACACCCUCUCUUUCGAGAGGUUUAAAGCACCUCCACACGGCAUUCCUUUCUUUAGUAGCAUAAACCAUAGAUAAUUAAAGCAGCAGAAAACCAUAUCACCUUCUAGACACUGAAGGCAAAUCCCCUUUGCUCAUUUGCCUGAGCCAGAGUGAUUUAAACGCUGUGUGGGUGAAACCAGGAGAUUUUAACAUAGCGGAAAGCUGCAGUUGUAAAAUCACAGUCAUCAUCGAGGAUCGUGAAAUAAAGAAAAUGAUUGGUGUACAGAGAAAGGAAGUGCUUGCCUUUCUGCAUUUCCGUCUCCUACACAUCAUGGUCAAAAACCAGAAUAAGUGAAGUCCUUAGUUUCUGUAAUUGGCUUUUGAAUCAAAGGAUAGGGAGACAAUCUAAAAAAUAUCUUGGGUUGGAGUGAUAGAAUUAUGAUGUGUUCAAAGUGGAAAAAGAAAUUCUGUUAAUGUUAUUUAAGUAAGGUAAAAUGAUUCCCUGAAUUGUUUAACACCAUCACCCAGCAGAUACAUAUUUUGAUUCUGAGAUUGCACUGGCUUGCACUGUGCGGGUAUUCUAUGUAAAAAAUAUAUGUAUAAAAUAUAUAUUGCACAUGACAAACUUAGGAGUUUUUGUUUAGAAUAGUUAACAUCUGAAAAAAUCUAAUGCAUUAACUGUUUUUGUAAGGUACUAAAUACUUAACAUGUGGGAAAAACCCUUUUGCGUGAUCCUUAGGCUUACAAUGUGCACUGAAUAGUUUUAUAUAAGAAUCCAGAUGGUCACCAUUAACUGGUCUUUGAAGUAUGCAUGUACUUUAUAUUUUCUAUAUUUGUAACUUUGCAUGUUCUUGUUUUGUUGUAUAAAGAAUUUAUAAAUGUUUAAUAUCUGACUGAAAUUAAACUGGAGCCAAGAUGAGCACCA
Messenger RNA from Otolemur garnettii (small-eared galago), 2602 nucleotides. RefSeq names its product prion protein (gene PRNP). Gene Ontology annotation, biological process: protein homooligomerization. Bases 149 to 928 code for a protein of 259 amino acids. The transcript is spliced from 2 exons. NCBI's taxonomy places the organism in Eukaryota, Metazoa, Chordata, Mammalia, Primates, Galagidae. Gene Ontology annotation, cellular component: membrane. The record is from RefSeq and is a predicted model, not a curated record.